This is a messenger RNA of Haliotis rufescens (red abalone), 3028 nucleotides long. Its product is annotated as toll-like receptor 4. Gene Ontology annotation, molecular function: transmembrane signaling receptor activity; protein binding. Lineage: Eukaryota; Metazoa; Mollusca; Gastropoda; Lepetellida; Haliotidae. Bases 127 to 2610 code for a protein of 827 amino acids. The record is from RefSeq and is a predicted model, not a curated record. Gene Ontology annotation, biological process: immune response; toll-like receptor signaling pathway. Gene Ontology annotation, cellular component: membrane. The transcript has 2 exons.
GUCAAGUGAACGCGUCUGCAUCAUUUGGACGUCAUUUGUGAACAUAUAAAACAUCAACGUUAGAGAAUGAACAGUUUCGAAUUUCUGCCGAAUCAGAUUCCAUAGGGCAUCACAGCUACUACAACAAUGGCAAGUCUACAACCGUCACGGCUCAUAUUCAAAUGUGUAUGCUACAUCCUACUGAUAGCAAUCGUUUAUGGUCAGGGUUGUCCCCCUUGCAAUUGUACCUACGACCAUCAUCAAGUAUAUGUGAACUGCUCCAACCGGAAUCUUACAAGCGUUCCCAAGGGUUUACCAACAUCAACCACAAUGCUAUUUCUCAAUGGAAACAACAUAAAGACAAUAGGACCAAAAGCAUUUUCAACAAUGAGAAAUCUUCAAUAUCUAUAUAUUGAGAGAAACUCUCUUGUUAGCCUACAUGAAUUGGCCUUUCAUGGUCUUGACAACCUCGUCAAUCUGAGCUUAAAACUCAACGACCUCAAACUAAAUUCAAAAACCUACAAAACCAAUCUCUUCAAGCCACUACAUAAACUUCAGGUUCUUAACAUACAGUUCAAUCAGAUGACAACAUGGCCUGGAGAUGACAGUCAACGUAUAGCCUACCCUGAUGCCUCGUUUCAACAUCUGUCUCGACUUACUCACCUUUACAUCGAUGGUCGUCCAACAGACUUUGGACCAGGAUUUGCCAAACUUUUCAAGCUUUCUCUUCUCGCCUUCACGCCAUACACUAACUAUUGCAAACUGACUUUACAAAACUCAACCUUUAUAAACGUACCCAAUGUGGAAUAUCUCUACAUGACCUACUGCCAAAUCAGAGAAGCAGAACCAUUAACAUUUUCUCCUUUUUAUCGUAUCCAUACACUUGACGUGUCACAAAAUUGGGAAUUGGGAUUUCCUGAAUUUGCUAAAGCAACGUAUGGGCUCCGUGAUUCCUCCAUACAAAUCCUGAAAAUGAACGGUAUUUCUCCAUUAUCUGGAUCUUGUUAUCAACUGCGGAGAAACGAUUUUGUUCACUUAAAGAAUACCUCACUGCGGGAACUUCACAUUUCUGGCAAUGGACUCAUUGACUUCGAAAAAGGAACCAUUUUGAACUUACCUGAAACUCUACAGAUGCUGGUGGCCAGAUGGAAUAGGUUUUACCUUGGUCAAUACUUGUUGGAAAUGUCUCAAGGAAAGUCACUCCGAAUUCUGGAUAUCUCACACAUGAAAGGAUUGGCGAGUAGAGACGUCAGACAAGAUAACCCUUCCACUCAUGUGUCAGUACCCAGUAUGUUCCCUUUUCCACCAAACCUUCAAGUCUUAAAAUUAUCAUUCUGUAGCCUGAAAUUAAGCCUCACUGGUGAUUAUCUGAUGAAAAACGAUUUGAGAAGCAUUACUCUGAAUGGUAAUUUGAUUGAUUGUGUUAUGGGACAGACUCAUGGUUUUGAAAACGUUGAACAUUUUGAUUUCUCAAACAAUAUCUUGGAGUGGCACGAUUCAAGUUUCUAUGGUAUUGACAAUCGUGUGAAAUAUCUCAACCUUUCCAGAAACUUUCUUGGAAAUAUGAUAGAUGAAGAUGACAAGGGUAAUACUUUCAGUCAACUGGUUAACUUGACAGAUUUGGAUAUAUCUCAAAACAGAAUCAAAUACUUACCAAAGGCUAUUUUUAGAAAUCUUACAAAUAUACAAUAUCUCAGAAUUAAUAACAACAGUAUAAGAACAAUUGAUGCUCAAAUCAAACACUUGUCGCAUCUUAAAUUAUUUGACGUAAGCCAUAAUGGCCUCCUCAAAAUGCCUGUAAACAUUCUUCAAGAACUGGACACAUUAUCACAUGUUUCUGUCCGUCUGAGAGGAAACCCACUUACCUGCAUAUGCUCUUCCCUCGAAUCCCUUCGCUGGAUGAACAGACUUGCUGAUAACAUCGAAGACAUGGAAUCAAUUACGUGUAUAAUGAAAAAUGGGAAGAUCAACAAUUUGAAAAACCUAGAUUCCAUAAUUAUCAAUUUGGAUAAAGAAUGCCGUUCAAGUGGUCUUACUACUGUCAUGACAAUGUCUAUUCUCUUGAUAAUAAUGGUCGGAAUAGGAUUAGGAGCAGGGUAUCGUCAUAGGUGGAAACUGAAAUACCUGUACUAUGUCGGGAGAAGAAAGUAUCGGGAACUGGAGAAUACUGACCAAGAUGACCAGGAGUACCAAUAUGAUGCCUUUGUGUCAUAUGCAGACACAGACAGAUGCUUGGUUAUAGAGGGAAUGAUAUCGGAACUGGAAGACAAAGCUGGACUUCGAUUGUGCAUUCAUCAUCGGGACUUUCUUCCAGGGGAGGUUAUUGCUUCAAACAUUGUCAACGCAAUACAGAACAGCCGCAAAACCUUGAUUGUUUUGUCUCCCGCUUUCCUGAAGAGUCACUGGUGUGAUUUUGAGUACAACAUGGCGCGGAUGGAGGGUGUCUCCAGGAGACAGAACAUCGUGCUGGUGGUGCUGUAUGAGCCUGUUGACAUGAAGGAUCUACCCAAGGACAUGGCAGUCAUGUUGUCCACCAACUGUUACUUGGAGUACAACACAGAUGUGUAUGGCAGUGUUGUAUUCUGGAACAGUUUACGUGAAUCUAUUACCACUGUUAAUAAAAUCGACUGAAACACAGCAGAUAUAACUCCUUGAUUGAAUAUAGAUUUAGCCAUAUAUUUAUGGUGUGCCAAGGCAGUUUAUAUAGUGUUCAAAUACAUCACGAUCUAUACUGUGACACCUUCUUAAAUUAAAGAGCUUUUUUUACCACAACCGACAGUGUUGUCGAUCCCUGUCUAUGUAUUAACUUGCAGCUUCUAAUUCGGUGCAUGUGUUUCCUUGUAGAUUUGGUCCGCCACUAUGCUUUUAGAUUUCGAUACUGCACCCAACUGUAAUACAGGUUACUUGCAAUGAGGAAAUACAGCUAACAAUACUUUUUUAUUAUUUUUAUGAAUUAUGUUAUGCAUAUUUGUGAUAUGAUAACUAUGAGUAUUAAUACUGUUUUAAAUAAACUGUGUGCACACAAUUAUUAAACAGAUAUUAUUCUUGA